This is a messenger RNA of Diuraphis noxia (Russian wheat aphid), 294 nucleotides long. RefSeq lists its product as uncharacterized. The record is from RefSeq and is a predicted model, not a curated record. Lineage: Eukaryota; Metazoa; Arthropoda; Insecta; Hemiptera; Aphididae. Gene Ontology annotation, biological process: pyridoxine biosynthetic process; pyridoxal 5'-phosphate biosynthetic process. Gene Ontology annotation, molecular function: pyridoxamine phosphate oxidase activity; FMN binding.
AAUUAUAUGCAUAUAGGCGGAAAAUCCUCAAGCUUCCAUGGUGUUUUUGUGGUUGGACCAUACAUCUGACAACUUGCCCCAGACCAGGCAAGUGCGUAUCGAAGGCACCGUCAAAAAGCUGACCACAGAGAACAUGAAAGAGCUGUACGACAUUGAACCGCUGUUUUGUAAGAUCCGUGCGCAAGUCUGUGAACAAGGAAAGGUGGUAGAGUGGGAUCAACUAAAGCGCGACCACGAUCAAUUGUUCGACAAAGUAUCCAAGUAUAAUGUUCAACUUCCUAAGCCCGACCACGU